AUGGGCAAACUUAAAGUAACCAUCAUUUCUGCACGUGAUUUAGAAGGAAAGGAUAUUGGAGGUACAUCAGAUCCUUUUGUUGUUGUUUCUGUUGGAACAAUUAAACACAAGACUGACCACUUGACCAAGACUACUAAUCCAACUUGGAAUACUUCUCUCUUCUUUGAUUUGCCACCAAGUGUCAACCCAGCCACAGAAUCAGCUUCUUUUGAAGUUUUUGAUUAUGAUCGUUUGGGAUCUUCUGACUUGAUUGGAAGAGCAACAAUUGCUUUGGGAACACUUUACAAAGGACACGCUCAAAAAGUUGAUUUAAGGUUGGCCAACUCAAGGAAUGGAAUCUUAUCUGUUGAAUUGUUGGCAGAAGAUUUUGGACAAGCCAUACCAACUACUACUCAAACCACAACUAAUCCACAACAAGGUGGUUUUCCACCACAACAACAAGGAUAUCCUCAACAAGGUUACCCUCAACAAGGUUACCCUCAACAACAAAUGUAUCCACCACAACAAGGAUAUCCACAACAACCAUACUAUGGACAACCUCCAAUGCAAGGAUAUGGCUAUCCUCCUGAACAAGGAUACCCACAACAAGGUGGUUUUCCACCACAACAAGGAUACCCACAACAAUAUCCACCACAACAAUAUCCUCCUCAACAAGGAUAUCCACCAUAUCAAUAA
Naegleria gruberi is the source of this 675-nucleotide messenger RNA. RefSeq lists its product as uncharacterized. The transcript is spliced from 2 exons. Lineage: Eukaryota; Heterolobosea; Eutetramitea; Acrasida; Naegleriidae. The coding region runs from base 1 to 675 and encodes 224 amino acids. The record is from RefSeq and is a predicted model, not a curated record.